Molecule: messenger RNA, 4496 nt
Organism: Labeo rohita (rohu)
Lineage: Eukaryota; Metazoa; Chordata; Actinopteri; Cypriniformes; Cyprinidae
Exons: 20
Coding region: 92-3595 (1167 amino acids)
Source: RefSeq, a predicted model, not a curated record
UGCUGAUGAAGGCGGAGGCACAUCGCAUCGGAGCUCCACUGUAACAAAACAGUGAUCGAUCUCUGCGAUUUAUUAUUAUUAUUUAGCGAUCAUGAGCAGCACACAGUCUUACAAUCGCUUCACUGAUGAAAAGUACAAAAACUGGCUGAAAACAACGGAGAGUCUUUACAUACUGAGGAGCCGCAUUCAGAACUUCAUCGAAAAGGAAACCGAAACUUAUCACAAUUCUCUUCGAAACAAUCCUAAACUCAGCAGGCAGCCCUGUGAGUCAAGAUGUAAAUACGCGAAUAAGAAUCUCUGCCAGUUGUGUGAACACUGGAAGAUUGAAAUCAUUGCCAAUCAUAAUGGGCAGGGUAAUAGUAUGCACUGGCUUAACUGCAAUCCUCAUCUGUGGCCCACAAAUAAGUGGGAAGUUGCCAAAGCACAUAUGCCUCGUGGGCAGACAAAACAUCACAAUUUUGAGCAGUUUGAUAUUGCUGCCAUCCUAAACUUAAUGAGUUUCUGUAAACAUUUCAUAAACAAGAACAUCCCAGGACAAUUUGUAAGAAACGUAAUAAAUGUACGGAACAGUGUGAUGCAUUCACCUGACUUUAAAGUGAGCAGUGACGACAUGAAAAAGCAUCACGAAACACUCUUGCAGCUGGCUGAGAAGCUUGUACCUCAUGUUCCAGAAAUGAAAGACUUGGAAAAGGAGAUAACACAGUUUUACAACAUCUUGGACAAGAAUUUUAAUAAAUCCCUGUGUGAGGUCGAUGGCCAACAGCAAGAUCUCCAAGCCAUCAAAGAUCUCCAGAAAGUUCUGGAUCGUGAGCAGCAAGCCAUGAAAGAUAGGAUUGAAGACAUUGUCUCACGCUUUGAGGGGUACCAAGAGGAAAAUGUCAAAGAAAAACCUCAGGACAUGAAGAGUCUCCUGGACUUCCUGGACCAAAACAAAGAUCUCAUGGAGACCCUGGGCCCUGAAGUCAACAAACUUAAAGAGAUGCAGGAAAGAGUUGAGGAGAAGAUCAACAAGCUGACAGGCAGAGUGGACCAACUGGAGAAAGUGAAACAUGAUUCAGUGUUUCCUGGCAACCCGCCUAAAUACAAGAAUCAUCUUUAUGAAUAUUGUCAGGCAAAGAAAUGGCCAGAUGAAAAAUUUCCUGUUUUUACAGAGGAUCAAGAAGCCCAAGGUUACAGAGGUAAAGUGACAGUGAAUGGGCAAAGUUUCACUGGCACAGUGGUGUUUAAUGACAAAAAGACGGCCCAUCAAGACGUCGCAUACAUUGCCCUCGAGCAGCUGAAAUUACAGGAAGAAAACACAGAUGAACCAUCAAGCUCUUACCCUGAGGCCUCAUCUUCAUCUUCCUCGGGAAGCACUUACUUUAGUAAAGUGAGUGUGGAUCUUAAUCGGGAAGUUACAUCUGAUAAAUGCUCUUCAAAAGAAGAAGCGACUGAAGCAGCAUAUAAGGUUCUAUGGGAAAGUUUUUGCAACAGUGCUUCAGUAGAAGGUCGGACAUACAAAUCAGUGACGAUGGAAUAUUUCAACACAAAUGGCUUCCCAAAACCAAUAGAAGAUUUUAAUGAGAGCGCAACCAUCUGCAAGCUCAAUCUUGUUGGGUCAUUCACUUUUUGUGACAAAGAUGGCUCCACCAAGAAGAAACAGGCGGAGCAACAGGCAGCUAAAGUUGCUCUGGACCAGCUAUCAAGCAUCCUCUGCUGUCCUCCAAUAUCAGAUACUGAGGAGAACUUCAAAGGUGUUCUGAAGGAGUGUCUAGACCAACCGGGUCACAAAAAUCCUGUUUAUGACACUGCUAAAAAAGCAAAGAUCAGUGAAGAGCCCAUGACCACUGACAUCAGCUCAAACGUGGUUACUUCUACAGUAUCCAUUCGUCAGGCAGAAGUAAAAGAUCUUUCAGAGUCUGAAAGCAUCUCCACAUCAGCACAAGAGUCAGUCAGCGUUCCUGUUAAUGUGCAGCCAGACCCUCCAGACUCUAGCUCUUCAGCCUCAGAGAGAAAAAAGCCCAGGAUCGAUUGUCCAGAAAACUUUUUUAGUAAAGUGAUUGUGGAUCUCAGUCAAGAAGUUGCGUCUGAUAGAUGCUCUACAAAGGAAGAAGCGACUGAAGCAGCUUAUAAGGUUUUGUGGGAAAGUUUUCACAUCAGUGCUCCAGCAGAAGGUCAGACGUACAGGACAGGGAUUGUGGAAUAUUUCAACACGCAUGAUUUACAAAAACCAACAGAAGAAUUUGUUGUUGAUGAAAACACAACCAUCUGCAAGCUCAAACUCACUGGGCCUUUCACUUUUUGUGAUAAAGAUGGCUCCUCCAGGAAGAAACUGGCAGAGCACCAAGCAGCUAAAGUUGCUCUGGACCAGCUAUCAUGGAUCCUCAGCUGUCCUCCAUUAUCAGAUACUGAGAACUUCAUAGGUCUUCUGAAGGAGCGUCUAGACCAACUGGGUUUCAGAAAUCCUGUCUAUGAAACGAAAAAGUAUAAAGCAGAGACCAGUGAAGAGCCUUUCACCAGCGGCAUGAGCCCACAGCUUUCAAACUUAUCUAUCAGUCAGGCAGCAGUGAAAGAGCUUUCAAACCUGAAAUCUGAAAGUAUCUCCACAUCAGUAAAGCUCCCAUCAGGCAAAGAACCAGUCCAUGUUCCUGUCCCUGUGCAGCCAGACCCUCCAGACUCCAGCUCUCCAGCCUCACAGAGAAAAAAGCGCAGGAUUGAGUGUCCAGAAAUCAAUGAGCUGUUUAAUGUUUACAAUCUCAAGCCACCACACGUGAAUGUGGAGAACAUGAAAUGUGAUCAGAAUGUCAAAUGUACUGUGACAAUCAACCUGGAAAAAUAUACUUUUGCUAACAAACAAGGCUACGACACCAAGAAAGAAGCUACUCGAAGAGCCUACCUGUUAUUCGGCCGUGCAAUGGAAAUUUUGGAUCCUAACUCAGAUGAAAAGAUGUGCAGUGCGGAGGUGAAGCAGCACUUUUCUCAGAGGUCUCUUACUCUUCCUCAGGAAGAUGUUGAAGGAUCUACAAAGCCAUUUUACUGCUCAUUAAAGAACAUUACUUACGAUGCAAAGUACGAUGGACAAGGGUCUUCAGAGGAUGAAGCCAAGUUACAUGCUCUCCAAAAAGCCCUAAGUUCACUAUCACCUCUUUUUGGUUAUCCUUCACUACUUGGAGCUGAUAGUCUUGAAGAGGUGCAGAAUCAGCUGAGCUCCAUGCUGAAGGGGGCUGGUCAGAGAGACCCUGUCAUUGACCUGAAGUCUGAGGAACGGGCCUGCAUCCAGCUGUCUUUUUCUGACUAUACACUGAAGUGCACAUGUAAAAGCAGCAAGAAAGCAGCUCGAAAUCAUCUGUGUGAACGCAUACUGGGUCUGCUGGGGGUAAAGACAGAAGCAAACACUGCACCUUUGAGAAACUCUGUAAAUGAGUGGUUCAUAAAGCAAAAUCAGCCACAGCCAGUGUUUGAGGACACAGAAGAGGCGCUCGGAGCAAAGGCUACUUUCUCUGUUCAGUUAACCUGCUGCAGUCCAGGCUGGGAAGACAACUGGGAAACUGCAAAGUCGAAGCUGCUUCAAGAGCUCAAGCUCAGAUUUCGGUUUCUCGCUGACAAAAACGAUUGACAUUUUUUCAUUAUUGGUCUGCGUGUCCUUGUCACCUACUGUAAUUUCAAACCUUGCUUGGAAUUUUAUCGAGUUUAAGGUGUUGCUUUUUAAGUACAAAUAUAGAUUUACAUUCUUAAAUGUAUAUUUAUUCUUAUUUCCCUGGGAUUUAAAUCAAUGGCCAUGGUAUUGAAUUGUGUAUUUUAAAGAUUUAUACCAAAUAAACCUGUUUAACAUCAGCAGAAAAUUAUAAAUCUACGAAAUGAAGAAAGAAAAGUUAUUCAUUUUUUUCCCCCCAAAAGGCACUGAUAUUACACUGAAAAUUCCUUCAAAUCGAAGUGAGAUUCAGAUUUAGGAGUUUGUUGCUUUUUAUCGCUGGAAAACUAAUUGUAAUCUACUGCUGUGCAUGUGAUUUAAGGAGAUGAGCUACAUUUUUAACAGUUUGAUUGGUCAUGUGAAUUUAUUCAAUUCACAUUUGACUGCAGAGCCAUUUUACAGUAUCAACAUUAACUUGUGUUGGAAAAUUUUGGUAUAUAUAUAUAUAUAUAUAUAUAUGAACCAGAUCUUCACAGGCUUAUAAGAGAAAAUUAACGGUGCAGUGUCUUUUGACAUCCAUUAAUUGUUUUUGAUUAAAAUUGCCACUGAACUGUUGAUUGUGCAAUUUGAAACCUGUUUACAAUGAACUACAAGAAUUGUUUACAAAAAGCUAUACUCUAUCAAAUACAGUGAGAACAGAAAAAAGCAUUAUUGGUUUAAUAAUAAUGCAAUGUAUUUCAAUAUAUAACAGUUGCUUUCUGGAAUACAUGAUUGUAAUUGGUAUGUUUGCAAUAUUUAUGUGUGUUCUGAAUAAUGACCAUUUUCCAGUACAAUACUGUAUAACUGACAUGUAUAAUUGUCAACAAAUAAAAUAAAUUAUUAUUAU